UCUGGUAAACCCUCAACAGAUUAGCAUCAACUAUUAGAUGGUCAAAAAAAAAAAUGCAUUAUUUCUGUUCAGGUAAACCCUCAAAAGCAAUAGAUUUAGCUAUGAUUUGUGAGGAGCUGUAAGAACAUCAUUCCACCAUUUAAGUCAAAUCCCGAAUCGUCCCAAAUUAGCACCUCUCUUUUCCCAUCUUCUCCCAUUUUUCUUUUAAUAAAUCCUUUACAGCUUUCAUCCUGACAUCCUCAAUGAUUCUUUCCGUUAUAGGCUCUCUCUCUCUCUCUCUCUCUCUCUCUCUCUCUCUCUCUAUAGUUUUUGUGAUACAAGGAAAGUUUAGGGUUUAUACGUGAUCGGUCCCAUCAAAUCAAAGCUGUGGUUGGUGUAAAGCGGGAGGAUCUCAGUAGGGUUGUGAUUAAUUUGUUCAUUUAGCUUUUCUGAUGUAUCCAAUGAAAUAUGGGUCGGGGUUUGAUCACAAGGCUUCAUCUUUCUAUCCCCUUUGAUUAAUUGGUACUUUUGAUUCAUCUAAACUAUGCAAAUAAACGUUCAAGAUUUGUUGUUCAUCAAUUUUUUCACCUGGGUCCUUUGACAUAUCAUGAAAUAGAACUUUGGUUUAAAGUUUUAAUGGGUAUUGGUUUUUAAUCUUAGUUUUUUUGCUUGAGUUGAAGCUUUGUUCAUUUGGAGGGUGCUUGAUCAAUCUUACGUAUCAUGAAAUAGAACUUUGGUUUAAGGUUUUAAGGGGUAUUGUUUUUCAAUCUUAGUUUUGGUCUGAAUUGAGACUUUGUUCAUCUGAAUUGAAGCUUUGUUCAUUUGGAGGGGGUUUCAAUGGCAUCAUCUGGUUUCUUCCUUAUUUGUUUGCUACACUCUGCGGUUGCUUUGACUUCUGGAGCUAUGAUGAUCUUUUACACCAACGAGGUCUUUGUGUUUGGCCAUGGCUUCGAAAUCGCGAGUAAGCUUGUCGGAUCAACGCCACAUGAUCAACUCUUGAUUCGAACCUCCGAUUCCUUUUCUGGGUUGCUUUUGUUUGCCAUUGGGUUUCUUCUGUUCAUGGUGGCAUUUGUUAAGGACAGAGAGUUUCAGGGCUUCUUUGCUAAAGGGUGUGUGCUGCUUCAUGUUGCCAUGGCAAUUUGGAGAGUUUGCUUUGAGAGGAAGCUUGAAACGUUGGACCACGAUUGGCUGAGGAAGGUUGUUGGAGACUUGGUGUUGGGGCUUUCUUGGAGGCAUUGAAGAAUGAAAGUGAGGAACAAUGUUCUAGAAUUCUGGGUCUUAUUCUGUAGAGGAUUUGCGUAGAUGCUGAAUCUAAAGGAGGUGCAAAGACUGAGCAUAUAUCAAAUAUCAGGUUGGUAAGUUCACUUGAAAAUUGGUCGGGAUCUUGAAUAUGGUUGUGUUGUGGAAAAAUCAGAACCAGGUGCCCUGAAUCUGGGAUUAGCAAAUUUACCAGAUUUUCGGCCAUAGAACAUAUGAGGCUGUCACACUUUGUCUUCAUGUUUUAAGUACGAAAUCAUGCUCUUUUUCCUUCAUAGUUGCCAAUUGUCAUCCUUGUAAAUUCGUUUUGAAGAACAAGGAAACACAUGAUUUCCAGCUGUUAGUUCUUACUCUUAAUCGUCUUUAUUGGCCAUAUCACUAUUGUACCGGGCCGCCGGCUAUGUCACUGGAGGAAUGCUUUGAAAUACUUUUGUCUUUGUCCA
Molecule: messenger RNA, 1679 nt
Organism: Rhododendron vialii
Lineage: Eukaryota; Viridiplantae; Streptophyta; Magnoliopsida; Ericales; Ericaceae
Exons: 2
Coding region: 817-1218 (133 amino acids)
Source: RefSeq, a predicted model, not a curated record